AUGUCAACAAAUCUAAUUCAUGCCUUUGGGGCAUUCACAGUCUCAAUUGUUCUCUAUCGUCCUUUCAUAACAAAACUUGACUGGUUUAAAUACCUCUUCUUAACAAUCGCUAGCUUAAUAACUCCAUUCUGUGCCCGCGUCUGGCUAUCAGAUGAACCCCAGAAACAAUCUCAAUUGGCUUCAAAUACAACCGAAUAUCCUCUUGGAUGGCCAUUAUACUACCUAUCUCCAGACACAACAAAUAGAAUCCACUACAUACACCCUGACCGUUUGUUUUCUGAGCCAAUCUUACUGCCAGACAUCAUAUUCCUGGCCAUAAUCACAGCAACUACAGUCACAGUCUGUGGGUUAUUAUCUCGGUGGCAAUUUGCAAUCAUUCAUGUUCGCCCAGACUGCAACCCAGUAUUUUCUGCAUUGACUCGCCACGUUUUAUCCAUUGUUCUUGUCAGCCUCGGUGUUUCGAGACAUCCCUUACUUGAUUAUCCUGUUCUUCGCCUUUUGAGCCCAGUGAUGGGUGUACUCUGCUAUAUGUCUGGCCCUUUCUUUGUCCGACGCUGGAAGGUUAUCUGUUUAUCUUCUGGAAUACCUGCACUUGUAGCUAUAGUGUCUUCUUUUAAUGUUCCUGGCCAAUGGUCAACAUGGUCUGCCAUAGACUGGGUAUCAUUUACCUCCACACUUGUCAUGGUCUGCAAUGCACUCGAUCACAUUGAUGCAAUCCUUAAUAUGUACCCCUACCUUAUCACAGCUAAUCCAACUGUUCUUGCCCGCAUGCAGAGUCCAACUACUAUUGAAUAUUGGUGUGGUGUGGCUAAGCUGAUCAGCCACAUGCCCUCCGAAUCAGAUCUUCCGUUCGGACCUAUCAGUGAUCUUGAAACUGCUAUCCGAUUGCUCGGUCCUGCAUCUAGAUCAUGGAAGACCAUGGCUGCCCUUUUCCCAACAAACCUACGCCAGGACCUUUGCCUUCUGUAUGCAUUCUUCAGAACUGCCGAUGACCUGGUCGAUGAUGCACCAUCACUGGAACAAAGUCAAGCUAAUCUUGUAACCCUCCGACAUUUCUUGCACGAUGUAUUCUCAAAUGAUACAACCAAGCCUGUGGAGUUGAACCCUAACGAUGAUCUCACUCUUCCCUCUCAUAUUGACUGGGAUCACUACAGAAGCCUCCUUCCAUCAGAAGAUGUCCUGUCCACCUUCCGUUCCUUCGCUCGUGUAUCUCACUACGUCUGCCCACGCGCCAUGUUUGAACUGACGGAUGCAUGGGAGCUAGAUCUCAAGAACGAGCCUAUCAAGAACCAGAACGACCUUCUUCAAUACGCAGCCCUGAUCUCUGGUACCUUUGGUGAGCUGUGUACCUGCGUGAUUAUGUACAAGACUGGCUAUGGAAAUUGGCGGUCCGAUAUGAUUGCACGUAAAGACGAUGUCUUGUCAAAGGCACGUUCCACUGGGCAGUGUCUUCAAUUGGUAAACAUCGCCCGUGAUGUUAUUGCUGAUAGCAUCAAUGGUCGUUGCUAUGUUCCACUUCAAUACAUGAACCAACCCCAGAAAAAUUAUGGUGUCUUAAAGACGGCCCGCAGUCCUUCGGAAUUAGGCGAGCGUACUCUCAAGUCUUAUGCCAUUCGAAUUCUUGCCCUGGCCGAUCAGAUCUCCGAUCAGGCUCAAAACGGCAUCGACGGGCUUCCGGCCGAAGUUCAGGAUAGUAUCCGCGCCGCUUUUGAGAUCUACAUGGCAAUUGGCCCUACCCUACGCAAGAACCCAGGAUUUCCUUUACGAACCAAAGUUCCCAAGCACACCCAGCAAUGGAUUGCCCUGCGUUGUAUUUACGGUUUCCACAAUACCAUGGCCCAUGCUUUGCAGGAAACUUUCAAAAGGUUUAUCUACACCAGAAUUCCUACUCUGGGGAGAUUGUCUGCUCAUGUAGCUAACCAAAAGCGCUUUUAA
Molecule: messenger RNA, 1935 nt
Organism: Phycomyces blakesleeanus NRRL 1555(-)
Lineage: Eukaryota; Fungi; Mucoromycota; Mucoromycetes; Mucorales; Phycomycetaceae
Gene: carRA2
Product: Phytoene Synthase/Lycopene cyclase
Exons: 3
Coding region: 1-1935 (644 amino acids)
Biological process (GO): biosynthetic process
Molecular function (GO): geranylgeranyl diphosphate synthase activity
Source: RefSeq, a predicted model, not a curated record